AGGUAAUGGACUUGGUUUGAAGGUUGUCGGCGGACAGGAGAUACCCGGAAGUAAUAUGAUUGGAGCAUACAUUCAAAAAAUACAUCCAAGCCUUACAAUGAUGGGAGAGAUUAGAGAAGGGAUGCAAGUGAUUGAGUGGAAUGGCAUCCCAUUGACCGGUAUAUCACACGACGAGGUCUCGCGAAUAAUCACGACUCAAGUGGGCGAUGAGAUAGAAGUAGUGAUUCGCACCGACAUUAAUAUGAUGCCCACCAACCAUGUUGAUUCCUCCCAACAAAUUGUUGCACUCAAUGUGAAGCAGUCAUUCGAUGCCACAGUAGGUAAUGAUGACAACCAUAAGAAUCUCAACCAA
Messenger RNA from Oppiella nova, 352 nucleotides. The record is from the annotation of a GenBank genome assembly. NCBI's taxonomy places the organism in Eukaryota, Metazoa, Arthropoda, Arachnida, Sarcoptiformes, Oppiidae.